ACAAAUGGUAUUGCCAAUAGUAUCACAUUGAGUUGCUAUCUUUUCUUCUGAAGAUGCCAAAGCACUGCCGUAUCUGUGACCUUUUUCCAUACUUUUUCAGUGGGUUUGGUAGUUUAACACCUCUUUACCACAAUGUUAUUUCUUUUUAGUGAUAGGGGAACUGAGGGAGUAAUAGACUUGUCAGCAAUCACAAAACGAGAUUAUAGCAAAACUGGAGCUUACCCUUGAUCUGUCCAACUAGGAAAUGUAGUUUAAAAAAAACUUUAUCCUGACUGGCCACAUAUAAUACUUAAAAAGAAAAGUAAAGAAGAAAUAUAGUCAUUAAUGGAUUUCAUUUGGAUUUUCUGUUGCCCUACAUUGCAGCAUUUAAACUAGCUUGUAAAACCACAGAGCUAAUAUCUUACAUUCUAAGUUAAAUUCCAUAAAAUAUAAUACAGAUCUUAAUAGGACAUUAUGUUUAUUUCAGUUCGAAAUGCACCCUUUACUUUUACCAAAUUGCUAUAUUUUGCUUGAACAUCAAAGGUCUUUGGAAGUCAAGGAAAUCUUCAUUAAAAAAAAAAAAAAGACAACAUUGUUUCAUAGUAUAUUAAACUCAAAAAGAGUAUUUAAUAGAAGUUUCCUUAAAAACACCUCAUUAUCAAGUAAGCAUUUGUGCAUCUCAGUCAAAUUAUAUUUUUCUUUAUAAAAGCAUUUAUGGAAUUUUAUUAGCCUUAGUUCUUUCUCAUUACAUUUUUUUUUUCCUUUUUGGGCAAUACCAUACAAUGGUCUCACUGAAAGGGUUUAUUAUGAUAUUGUUCCAGAAAUGGAACCCUAGGAAAAUCAUAGUAAUAAAUCAAGUACUACUUAUUUAGACAACUGAUAUUUAUUUCUAGCCAAUGCUUUGUGGAACCUGAAAACUAUUUCCCCAUUUUGCAUUUUUCUAUUAGGUUGGUGGAAAAGUAAUUGCGGUUUUUGCCAUCAUGUAAGUGGCAAAAACCACAAUUACUUUUGCACCAAACUAGUAACAAUUUGGUAAUAAAAACACAGAAAAUAAGCACAAGCUAUUUCUAAACUCCAGAAAAAAUUGUUGACUGGGAUAUAGGUAGUCCAAUUCUUAAUACACAACACAGGGAAUGUUCAAUAAAUGUCACUGUCUAACUGAUAGUAUUAAUGCUAAAGGGUUACUUCUCUUUGCCUAGGCCGUUGCUUAAUUUCUAUGGAAAGUAUUUUCUUUACCCAUAAUGUUUAAUGUGUCAUUAUUAUUUUAAAUAUAAUAUACCUUCAUUGAAAAAAAAAGUCAGGUUUUCUUGAGUAUCUAGAGUUUACAUUCCAGGAUUUUCUAUGAAAUAAUUCACCAUCUGGUACUGAUAUGGUUAGAUAAUAACCUAGGAAAAUUUGGGGGUAUGAUGUUUACAGAGGAUGAAAAGAUCUUGCUACAGCAGUUUUUAAUUUUCCUCAGUAGAAACUGUCCUUAGUUUUUAACUGCUUUUAUUCCCCUGCAUUAUGUUUUCUAAAUGUAUCUCCCAUGCAUCACUGCAAUUUGAAAUAUUUGAAAAAAGUACCAGGUACAGAAGAAACAGUCGAGUUGGGGACUCUAAGAGCAGUGAUAGAGGAUUCCCACAGCCUCUAGUAUGGUCUCGGUGCAGGCAUGCAGCCUGGUAAUUGCAUUAAGACUCCUAGUCUUGAGGUUUAGGACUCCAAGGAUCUCUUUAUUCCAGUGAGUUAGGCUACCAUGUUACUUACUAACAACUCUCUAUACAGGGAGCAUAUGUACUUGCAUAUACAUCCUGCUUUCUAUCAUUUAAAUUACUUAUUUAAAGGCUUUCAAUUCUUUGUGGACCAACUUUUGAAUUACAUACCUUUUUGUUUAGAUAUAGCUGUGCCACUUUUUGUCCUUUACAUUGAUUUCCAACUUACUUGCAAAAAUCAGAAUUCUUAUUUCUUCAUAGCAGUUUGAUGUAAUAAAUUCUGUACAUUUUUUUAAGGGCAAAUGUAUAAAAGUAGCUAGGGCUUUUAAACUUUUGGAAAACAAUAUUUUCAAGAGAACUAUUAAACACAAACCCAAAUCCUUAACCAUCUAAAUGACACUUUCAAAAGUUAUAAAUCAUAUGCGUUUCCUAAGAUGUCUUUUAACAUCCUUAGCCCCCUCCUUACCAGAAAUUUAGUCCACUUCUGGAUCUCUUCUAAAUUAUCUUUAUCUUUCCUUUCAUCUCUUAAUAUAUCACUUUAAGGAGAAAUGGUCUUACAGAUUACUUUAAGAUUUUUCCUUUAAAUAUACGAUUUAAGAGUAUCAUAACGAGUAAUCAAGAAGUUUAUAUGAUAAGAUAAUGUAAAGAGAUGAGCAGGCAUAUAAUACUCAUUUUUCCAAAAGCACCACCAUCAACACUACCCAUUAUAACCACCUUAAACAAUCUGGUAAAUCAAUCCAAAAUUAAAUUAAGCUCUUAUAAAUUCAUAUUGGGUUUAACCAUUUGAUCUAACUUAUUCAUGGAAAACUGCCUCUAUCAAUUACUGAAAUUACAGACUUAGAAAUGAAACAUUCCAUUAGCUAUCUCUGCCACAAUAGUAUAACGUUACAUUUUGUUCCAUUACUUUUGCCCACCCCCUUAAGAAAUAGGGAUUUUAUGUGGUCUUAUUUCACAUUCUGACUCCAGUCACUUGGGUUUGGAGGGCAUGGUUUCCACUAAAGUUAAAAGACCGAGCUCUAUAAAUUACAACUAAAGACCUAAAAAAUUCUCUGCAAAUUUAAUUCUCAAAACAUCUUUUGGGAUAAAAAGUAUUUCUAUUCUUCAAAGAUUAGAGAACCGAGUUCAACGAUUUACUGAUUUAUCAUUACGUGAUUGUUAACGCUGCAGUAGAUAUGAAAUCACGAUUUCCAUUAAGACUUAGAUUUUACCUAAAUGACGACUGCUUUAGUAUGUCAAAGUUUAGGAGCCCAUCCCCAUUUUUUUUUAACUGCUUAAAAGAAUGGCCUUAGUAUGCCAAAGUUUAAGAGCCCAUCCCCAUUUUUUUUUUAACUGCUUAAAAGAAUGGCCUUACCAUUUUCUUUGGCCAGGAACUAACUACAAGAUGAUAAAUUUGCCAGUACUUUCUUUUCAUAGUUGUUCUUUGUACUGGAACAGGAAAGGGUGCUUUAUCACUCGUUAUGGUUGUUCAUGGCCCAAUCCAAAUCAUAUAAUACCCUGGCUGCUACUAACAGUUUUAGAAUAAACAAAAAGAAGAACUAUAAUGCAGUAGGUUCUACAUUUAUAAAGCCCAUGAGCUGAUUUCGUGCCGAAAGUAAAACAGUCUGAAGAGUUUAAAUGAAUCCUGGAAUCACAGCAAAUUCAGGAAAUUUAGGAAUAUGUUGGUAACCCUUAAGCUUUUUAAAAACUGACUUCACCCUGGGCAAGUAACCAUUCCCUGAUGCCGUUGUUGGAGACAGAAUUUCUGGCAGGAAGAUAAUUUUCUGACUCAAUCUGGCUUGCUGUUCUUGUUUAAUCAUCCCCAUUUCUCUGAACAUUUUACUCCUCUGACUACAAUGGUCAACAUUUAUUUUCAGAAGUUUUAAAGUGAUUUAGUUCUUCCAGCCGCACCUCUUUUUAUCCCAUCUAAGUCUUCCCCAGCCCCCAUUCCUAUCGCCCUCGUUUCACUAAGAUUUUGCUAAACAUUAGACACAAGCACAUGACCUCCAGUCUUCCAAUGUCUCGGAACAAACCGACAUAAAAACAUCUGAUUAGUUCCAUUGUAAGCUUCCCUAGGCUUAGAAUUUAAAAUGGUUUUUAGCUCGUCAAUUCUUAAAGAACCUUCAACACAAAAUUUAAAUUUAAAAAAUUUUAAAUAAAGAAACCGCUCCCUUUUUUAACCUUUAGCCCCGCCCAUUGCCCCCCACCCCAGGUUCCACGCGAAACUGCAGGAAACCGGAGGGGGGGGGGGGGGGCGGGCGGAGCGGUGACGUCACGACGCAGGUGCGUCACGGAACGGCGGCGCCUGCGGCGCUGGCGGUGGCUGCGGCAGCGGCGGCAUUUUAGUCAGCAGCGGCGGCGGCAGCGGGGCUGCUGCUCCUCCCAGCAUCCCUGGCGCGGCCAUUUCAGCCCCAUCUUGGCCCAGCGGAGGGAGCUGCAGCCGCCGCUUCAGCAGUUUGAAUUUCAGUUUGUUCGGGGUUUAGGAAUUGGGCGCACCGAGGAGGAGCCGAAGAAGCCACCACCGCUACCUCACACAGCCGGGGCGCCUCCAGUCCCGUGCCAGCGGUCUGCCGCCGCCGCCCCUCUCUGAGAGAAGCCGCGAGGGGAGGCCGAGACCGCCGUCGCCGCCCGCCCGCAGGGGUGGUUCCCCCUGUAAGGGGAGGACCGAGCCGGCUUUCCCCUCCCCCAGAGCGGGUUUCCGCCUGAGACAGUCGACAUGUCCCUGGGGCUGAGCUCCGGCUAGAGCCGGGGAGGGAGGGCCGCCUGCCCGCGCCACAGCCCCACCGCCCGCCCGCGGACCUUCAGCCAGCCCCGGCCCGCGGCUCCCGGCUGAAUCAGGCAUCUCCGACUCCCAACUCGCCGCUCCUUCCCUCAGUCAGAGAGCCCAGCGCUGACGCCGGCACCGGCCUGAGGAGCCCGAGCGGGGCAGCACCGCCCCUCACGCCGCCGCCGCCACCGCCUCCUCCUCCUCCUCUUCGCCCUCCCACUCCCACCCCCAGCCAAGGCCUGCUGACCGCGCCGAGCGCCGAGCUGGACUGACCACGGCUGCCCGGAGACGGGAGAGGAAGCAGCCGGCCGUACCCUGGGUUCGCGCUCUCGCCGCCUCUGAGAGAAUUGAAUUGAGGCGCCGCGGCUGCGGGAGUUGAAAAGGAAGGAGGAGCCGCCGCGGGACUGAGACGGGGGCAGAGCCGAAGAGACCGACACAGAGAAGGAAACGAGGAGGAGGAUGUCUCACCGGGCGGCCAGCGCCUGGAUCAGCCCGUGACUCUUAACAGCGGCGGGCCUCAGACCCCAGCGCAGACUCGGACUUUGUCUUUGGGGGCCCGUGCUCUGCCCUCCCCGGUUUCCGACAGGACCCAGAGGAGCCGGCGUGCCUCUCUGCCCUCCAGCCUUCUUCACCAUGUCCAAGAUGCCGGCCAAGAAGAAGAGCUGCUUCCAGAUCACCAGUGUCACCACGGCCCAGGUGGCCACUAGCAUCACCGAGGACACCGAGAGCUUGGACGACCCGGACGAGUCACGCACAGAGGACGUCUCCUCCGAGAUUUUCGACGUCUCUCGGGCCACGGAUUAUGGCCCUGAGGAGGUCUGCGAGCGCAGCUCUUCCGAAGAGACGCUUAACAAUGUUGGGGAUGCGGAGACUCCCGGGACCGUCUCCCCAAACCUCCUCCUGGAUGGGCAGCUGGCAGCGGCGGCUGCUGCUCCCGCCAACGGAGGAGGAGUCGUUUCGGCCCGGAGCGUGUCUGGGGCUCUCGCCAGUACCCUGGCGGAGGCCGCCACUUCGGCCCCCGCCCCCGGAGCACCCGGCGGCCCCCAGCUCGCGGGCUCAUCGGCCGGGCCGGUGACUGCAGCCCCAUCUCAGCCUCCCACCACAUGUAGUUCCCGUUUUCGCGUGAUCAAGCUGGACCACGGGAGCGGAGAGCCCUAUCGACGCGGCCGAUGGACGUGUAUGGAAUACUAUGAGCGGGAUUCAGACAGCAGCGUCCUGACUAGAUCCGGGGAUUGCAUUAGACACAGCAGUACUUUUGACCAGACUGCGGAGCGGGACAGCGGCCUGGGCGCCACCGGAGGGUCGGUGGUGGUAGUAGUGGCCUCCAUGCAGGGGGCGCACGGGCCCGAGUCGGGAACUGACAGCUCCUUGACUGCUGUGUCACAGCUACCCCCGUCGGAGAAAAUGAGCCAGCCCACUCCCGCCCAGCCGCAGAGUUUUAGCGUUGGGCAGCCACAGCCGCCGCCGCCGCCACCCGUAGGUGGGGCUGUGGCUCAAAGCUCGGCUCCGCUGCCGCCGUUCCCGGGAGCCGCGACCGGGCCGCAGUCAAUGAUGGCAGCCACGCAGCCCAGCCAGCCCCAGGGAACGGGGCCCGGGGGACAGACUCUGCCGCCGACGAAUGUAACCCUGGCGCAGCCGGCUAUGUCCCUGCCUCCGCAGCCGGGCCCUGCAGUCGGCGCCUCUGCGGCGCAGCAGCCCCAGCAGUUCGCGUAUCCUCAGCCUCAGAUACCGCCCGGACAUUUGCUGCCCGUCCAGCCCUCCGGCCAGAGUGAGUACCUACAGCAGCACGUGGCCGGCCUGCAGCCGCCAAGCCCCGCGCAGCCCUCGUCCACCGGCGCCGCAGCGAGCCCCGCCACGGCGGCCAGCCUUCCCGUGGGCACCGGCCAGAAAGCUUCCUUGGUGGGCGCGCAGCUCAUGGGCGCGUCUUCCCAGCCCAGCGAAGCCAUGGUCCCCCGGACGGGACCAGCGCAAGGCGGGCAGGCCGCGCCUUGUCAGCCGACUGGAGUGCCCCCGGCUACUGUGGGAGGCGUGGUGCAGCCGUGCCUGGGUCCUGCCGGGGCUGGGCAGCCCCAGUCCGUGCCUCCGCCGCAGAUGGGUGGCAGUGGUCCGCUGUCAGCCGUACCUGGUGGCCCUCAUGCCGUGGUGCCCGGAGUUCCAAACGUGCCUGCAGCCGUGCCCGCUCCAAGCGUGCCUAGUGUGUCUACCACUUCUGUUACUAUGCCAAAUGUACCCGCGCCUCUGGCCCAGUCGCAACAGCUGAGCAGCCAUACGCCAAUCAGCAGGAGCAGCAGCAUAAUCCAGCACGUUGGGCUGCCCUUAGCGCCAGGCACACACAGUGCACCAACAAGUCUACCACAGUCUGACCUAAGCCAGUUUCAGACUCAGACCCAGCCUUUAGUCGGGCAAGUCGACGAUACUAGAAGAAAAUCAGAACCCCUACCUCAACCACCACUUUCUCUCAUUGCUGAAAAUAAGCCUGUUGUGAAGCCGCCUGUUGCAGAUUCCCUGGCAAACCCCCUUCAGUUAACACCUAUGAACAGUCUGGCCACCUCUGUAUUCAGCAUAGCUAUUCCUGUUGAUGGUGAUGAAGACAGGAAUCCUUCAACUGCUUUCUACCAAGCGUUCCAUUUGAACACGUUACAGGAAUCAAAGAGCCUCUGGGAUAGCUACCUGAAACUUUUAAGGUAUCAGAAAUGAGGCAAGUUGCAUAUCUUUGGUUUCUCAUGGGUUGAAAAUACUUAUUUUCUCUCCUCCUUGGAGCCUGUUGUUCAGAGCCAAAGAAGUUAGUGGAUAUUUGUCUGUAGUGUGUUAGUGCCAAAAUGUAAUAAAAUCAAAAUAUAAUCAGAUCAGCCAUUCUUCACUGUAAAUUAGUCUUGUUGGUACUAAGGUGACAAGCCCAACCCAAUGGAAACUGACUCUAGUGGCUUUCUUUUAACUUUUCAACUAGCUUAUUAAAUUUUCCAUUGAGAGGAGCAAUUAUGGCUAACUUUAUUAGUUUUAAUAAUCUACACUUUCAGUUGGCAGCUAUCUACAGAAUUACUGAUAGGUAUAUCAGCUAAUAAAGUAUCGUGAGACCGUUUAUUCCAAACGGAUUGAAGAUUUGUAUGUGUUAAGCUUUAAAAAAUGUUAAAUAUAACUUCUGACCUUGUUUGUUUUGGACAUCACCAAAUCACAUUGUUCAUUUUUACUAUUAUAAAUUUAGGAUUAUUUUUUAUUUUACUACUAAUUUGGCAAAUAGGUAUUUGGCAGGGGUGAUUCUCCUAUUAAAGAGAGACGUUGACUGGGCGCAGUGGCUCACACCUGUAAUCCCAGCACUUUGGGAGGCUGAGGCAAGUGGAUCACCUGAGGUCAGAAGUUCGAGACCAGCCUGGUCAACAUGGUGAAACCCCAUCUCUACUAAAAAUACAAAAAUUAGCUGGGUAUGGUGGCACGCGCCUGUAAUCCCAGCUACUCGGGAGGCCAAGGCAGAGAAUUGCCUAAACCUGGGAAGCGGAGGUUGCAGUGAGCUGAGAUUGCACCAUGGCACUCCAACCUGGGUGCCAAGCGAAACUCCGUCUCAAAAAGAAAAAGAUGUUUGGAAAGUUAAGGGACUGCAAGUCCCUAACGUUAUCUUCUACAUUAUCUUUUAUUUUGAGGCAUAAAUUUGUCUCGCUAUUGCUAGAUAACAAAUUUUAGGCUCCUAUUUAUGAAAUGUUGGAAAUCAUUUUCAGUAGGGGCAGCUUUUAAGUGCCCAUUUUCAGUAGACCUACUCUAAAUAGCUGAAUAUCCCUAGUUUGAUUUUGCCUAACUAGAAAGACAAGAAUCUCCUUUUUUCCCCAGGAAUCUUUCAGUUUAGCAGAAUAUCUUUUAAUCAAAAUGUAAGUAACUAAUAUACCUUUCUCAUAUUGACUUAAAGUUCUCUAAUGGCCCCUUUGUUUCCUUCCAUAUUUAAAUUAGAAUUGGCAAAUUAAUAGACUUUUCACCAAGCAGCCUGCCUCUGCCUAUAUUUAGAUAUUUCUCCUUCCAUUUAUAUCCAGUGCUUUACUCAGUUAUUGUACUAAAAUUGAAGCUACCCUCAAGCCUUCCUUUCCCUUUUUCUGUAGGUGCCAUCAUGGUUUCUGUCUUCUCUGUUUGCCAUUUGCAGAGCCCUCAGGGAAUCAAUCAGCUGAAACCAUCUUCAAAUGUAGGGACAGUAAAUACUGAUAACUCAAAAAUAAUCCAACCCUUUCUUCAGUAGCCCAAACUGUUAUGAGUUGAUUCUUUAUUAAAAUAAAUACUAUAACUUCCAUAGUUAGCUUUCUGGGAGAUUAUCUUACUAUGGAGGAGUUAGUUUUUCCUGAGAUCCUAGCCUAUUGGCAUUUCAGAAUAGUAACUUUAAAAUUUGGCUUCCUAUUUUCUAAAGAACAGUUUUCCAAAGUUAAUACUUGGCAUUGCUUUGUUAAAUUGGCAGAAUUAGUUUAGAAACCUAUCCUGAUGAUCACUGGGGAGCAGCGAGCAGGUUGUCAUUGGGAGUCCUUUGUUUACAAAAGCUCAGCGUAAGGGUUUAUAGCGAACAAUUUUACCCUCUUCUAAAUACCAGGUCUCUAAAGUAAAGGAGUACUAAAGGGAAUAAACUUCAGCAAGACUAAAGGAAGAAAUCAGGUAGCUUGUAAGGCUUUAACCUCAUUGAUAAGCACUUGCAGGGCUUUGUCUUCAUUAAGAAAUGCAUAAAUGUAGUUAAAACAAGUGAGAGAACAGUUGCUAGGUGUACAUCCCCUUGAGUCUGCUUGUCUGUCCUUAUGAUAGCACCAGUAUUUAGAGAGAAGUUAAUAAGGAAAGUAGUAGACAUGGGUUAUUAAUUUAAAAUGAAAGUCUAGUAAGUUUAUCCUAAAUUUUUUUACUAGCUAAUUGAUGAUCUCAAAUUGUUUUCUACAGUGAUUAUUCACUUAUUACCUCUAAUUUUAAAAUUAUUGGAUUAAAAAAAGUCUUCUUAUUUAAACAGCCUCAAGUAUUUUGUGUAGGGAACGCCUUCCAGUAUUUUCUAUCAUUGUUCCCUAUGAGGUGUUUUUUUUGAAGCUAGGAAUAAAUUAGAACUAAGCUGUUUAUGUCAUAAAUACCAUUAGUACCAUAUGAGACAAUUUAUUUUGUUUUGCUCAUCUCUAAGAAUCUUGGGUCCAUCAUUAACAUCCACCAGUACUUGUUACCCAAAUGGUAAAACUCAAGUUGUACAACUUAGCUGAUCUAGUUUUUGAAUGCUUGGUGAUAGGACUUGUAAAAAUUUUUUAUUGAAGUAUAAUUUGUAUCAGAAAAGUGCACCGUUCAUAAAUAUAUAGCUCAAAUUGAACACACCUGUGUAGCCAGCACCCAGAUCAAUACAUAGAAUAUUAUAAGCCCCUUUCAUGUCCUCUUCAUGCCCCCCAUCAGUCACUUCCCCUCCCAAUCCUAAUUUCUAAUGUGUUAUAUAUGUAGGACCAUACACUAUAUGUGUUUUGCGUCUGACCUCUUUCAUCCAGCAUUGUAUUUGAGAUUCAUCUGUAUGGUUCGGCAUAGUUGUAGAUAUGGACUAUAUAAUUUUAAAGAAUCACUCAAGUAGCUUAUUUGUUGGAGACUGGUAAUGGUUAAAUGUUCUCUCCUAGUGAUUAUGCAUAAGUAUCUUGAGGAUAUGUACCUGAACCAUUUUGUGACCAACCCCAAUAUAUUCCUUACUAAUUUGUACCUAGUACUUACAUAAUUUAUUAUCUGAUUAUAUUUCAACCUAUUCCACUGAAAGACAUCUAGUAGAGGAUAGUCCAAGAAGCUAAAAAUUAGAGUAUAGCUUUUUAAUGAUUGUCGCCUUUUAUUCUUCCUCCCUCCCUCCCUCUUUCCUUCCUUCAUUUCCUCCUUCCUUCUUCUCUUCCUCUCCUUCCUUCCUUUUAUUUUACUUUUUAAUCUGAAAUAAUUUUAGAUUUAAAGUUGCAAAAAUAGUUCUGAGGGUUCUCGUAUGUCCUUUACCUAGCUUCCCUUAAUGUUAACAUGUUGUACAACCUUAGUACAAUUAUCAAAGUUAGGAAGUUAACAUUGAUAGAAUACUAUUAACUAAAUUACAGAUCUUAUUUUAAUUUUACCAAGUCUUCCACUUUUCUAAGUGUCCUUUUUCUGUUCCAGGAUCCAAUUCAGGAUUCCACAUUGUGUUUAGUCAUUAUGUCUUCCAUUUUAAUUUGUAACAUAGCACUGUUCCUUUAUUGAACAUAGGGAGUAGCAAGUCUGGUCUUAUUGGUGUGAAGAGUCAGUUAACUAAGAUUGCCUACAAAUUUCCACCUUUUCUGCAGUGCUUACUACAGUUGCUCUUCUCACAGGACUCGUAUAUAAAUGUUUUCAUCAGUAGUUUAAUUUGUAGUUCUUAAGUGGGGGAUGGGGCAGGCCCAGGGUAGGAGGGGCAGGUAAUCACUGGUACUUAGAGGAUGAAAGCUUCAUAUAUUCCCUCUAAAACUCAUUUUUGGAUCCCUGAUUUAGAUGGAAACCUCACGGCGUGGUUAUGUUCAGAUGACAUUAAAUCAAGGAAGUGAUAGCCAUUGUGGAUGACAGCAUUUAUAAAUUUAACUGAAACAAAUACAGAAAUCAAGAAAUUGGAAGAACUUAUAUGUAAAUUCAGGGAGGUUGAAACCUAGGUUGACUAGGUAUAGUAAAAAAAAAAAAAAAAAAAAACAUAGUUAUGUGUGUUAAUGGCAUUUUGUAGUAUUGGUUAGCAAGUGACAGCGCUGCCACAAAAACUAAUGUGAUUUUAAGUGAUGUUUCUAGAACUAGAGUAAGAAAUGAUGGUGACUAAUCUGUUGUACUCCAUUUCUGCAGAACAGUUGUUCUAAAUACAAAACUAACUAGAAAACCAAAUUUCUUUAUACUCUACUUGCAUAUCCAGGGGUAUUUCAACAGGCAGGCCUGAGUGAGCUUACUUAAAAGUAAACAGAUCCCUUGGGAAAUGGUCUUGCCAUCACUAGAAAUAAUAAAACUAUCUUCCUGUCUGUUAACCAGGGAUGCUGAUUUUAAGUGAAAUUUAAUUUUAGUUACAUUUAAAAUGCCUACUCUGGAGUUUUAUUUCCCCAACUUUUCUAAAUGGAAGAGAAAAGAGGUAAGUACAAGCAUUGGAAUUGAACUCCUUUACUUCUGUUUUGUUAUUAUUGGCUGUGUUUAUCAGUAAACCUGAAAGAGCUGUGUAUUUGCUUAAGGAAUGGAAGGCUAGCAAACUAUUCUGCUCUUUUAGGAAAGAAUUCCAUGUCAGAGGCAGUAAAUGUUGGUCUGAAUGGAGAAACCAGUGGAGCUUCCCUCAGAAGAAAAUGAGUGACAGUAAG
This is a messenger RNA of Symphalangus syndactylus (siamang), 11693 nucleotides long. RefSeq names its product TSC22 domain family member 2 (gene TSC22D2). The record is from RefSeq and is a predicted model, not a curated record. Lineage: Eukaryota; Metazoa; Chordata; Mammalia; Primates; Hylobatidae. Gene Ontology annotation, biological process: regulation of transcription by RNA polymerase II.